Messenger RNA from Polyodon spathula (Mississippi paddlefish), 2391 nucleotides. Its product is annotated as zinc finger protein 239-like. Gene Ontology annotation, biological process: regulation of immune system process; negative regulation of transcription by RNA polymerase II; regulation of cytokine production. NCBI's taxonomy places the organism in Eukaryota, Metazoa, Chordata, Actinopteri, Acipenseriformes, Polyodontidae. The record is from RefSeq and is a predicted model, not a curated record. The transcript has a single exon. Bases 158 to 910 code for a protein of 250 amino acids.
UGUACUAGAAUCAGUCCAUAUUAAAGAGGAGAGUCCUGCACUACAAUCAGUCCAUAUUAAAAGGGUUAUUCUCAAUUAUAAACCCUUAAGCAGCUUACAAGGCUCUGUUUGCUUUGCUGACUGUGGGAAGAGUUUCAGUCAGUCAGGCUAUUUGAAAAUGCACCAACAAAUUCACACUGGACAGAAACAAUAUGACUGUGCUGACUGUGGGAAGAGUUUCAAUCAGUCAGGCACAUUGAAAAUACACCAGCGAAUCCACACAGGAGAGAAACAGUAUCACUGUGCUGACUGUGGGAAGAGUUUCAGUCAAUCAGUCAACUUGAAAAGACACCUGAGAAUCCACACUGGAGAGAAACCACAUCACUGUGCUGACUGUGGGAAGAGUUUCAGUCAGUCAGUCAACUUGAAAAGACACCUGAGAAUCCACACUGGAGAGAAACCACAUCACUGUGCUGACUGUGGGAAUAGUUUCAUACAGUCCCACAGUCUGAAACUUCACCAGCAAAUCCACAGUGGCGAUAAACCAUUUGUCUGUUCUGACUGUGGGAAGAGUUUCAAUCAGUCAAGCACAUUGAAAAUACAUCAGCGAAUCCACACAGGAGAGAAAUCAUAUGUAUGUGCUUACUGUGGGAAGAGUUUCAGUCAGUCAAUCAACUUGAAAAGACACCUGAGAAUCCACACUGGAGAGAAGCCACAUCACUGUGCUGACUGUGGGAAGAGUUUCGUACAGUCCCACAGUCUGAAACUUCACCAGCAAAUCCACAGUGGCGAUAAACCAUAUGUCUGUGCUGACUGUGGGAAGAGUUUCAGUCACUCAGGUUAUUUGAAAAAACACCAGCGAAUCCACACUGGAGAGAAACGAAUGUCUGUGCCGACUGUGGGAAGAGUUUCAGUCAGUUAUAAAACCUGAAAAUUCACAGGCUAAUCCACACUGGAGAGAAACCACAUCACUGUAAUGAUUGUGGGAAGAGUUUCAGGUGGAUAUACAGCUUGAAAAGGCACCAGCGAUUCCACACAGGAGUGAAUCCUUAUCACUGCAAUCACUGUGGGAAGUCUUUUAUGCUUUCAGUUCUCUUAAAAGACAGAAAUGCAAGUUGUGAAAGUUUAGGCAAACCGUGAGUCUAAAUCCACACUCUGAAAUUCCAGUCAUUUUAAACAGCAGCUUAAUCUAAAAACUGUGAGAACUCUGGUUAAUGUCUGCAGGUGAUACAGAUGUAUUGAUAUUAAACACAGUGCUCUAAAGACGUUACACAUUAAAGUAAAUUCUUAGUAUGCAAUAUGAUAAAUAUACAGACGUUUCAGGGUGUUGAGCGAUACGAGGUGAAGCCGAGUGCCUCCAUCCCCUGAGAAGUCUGUAUAUUCAAUGUAUGAGAGAAAUUUGUAUUUGUAAUUGAAUGUAUUUUGUAAAAUGACAUUUUAAAUCUUUAAUAUUGAGACUUGAGAUGCUUUGAUAUUAAUUGUGUUUAUCGCCAACCCUCUCCCAUAACAUUGAAGAUCUACUUCAAAGGACUGGAUAUUAGUAACAGAGCAUCAUAAAGAUUUAAAUUAGUUUUAGUUUUGAUUACCUGCCAGUCUCGUCUAAAUAAACAUGGCUGAUACUUAUCUGUUAAUUAAGAAGUCUGUCUGAAAGCCAGUCUACAAUUCUCUUCCUAUAAAGGGUUAAGAAGUGCGACACCUGGUGGAUACGAGGUGCCAUGAAAUUAAUUGUUACCAUGAAACUUGGAACGUUUAAGUGAAUAGAAAUUCCUGGUUUCCUUCUUCUAAAAGUAAUUGAAAAACAAACCUUUACGAGGGUGCGAUAUUAACUUGUUUAACAAUCUCAGGGUUUUAGAGUUACUGAAACUAUGAGAUUGAAACGUAACAAAUAAGCAAUAACAUACCUGAUUGAAAUGGGUUUUAGAAUUAUUUUAAUAACAAAUCUUGUGGUUGCAAGUUUAAGAGUUGUUUAAGUUUUCCUGAUAUAUUGAAAUGUUUAAUGUGUUUUAAUGGUCUAAAGUAAAAGUAAUUCUUAUAGUAUUUUGCUUUCAUUAUUGUAUAACGUGUUUAAUGUGCUUGUAAAGGUAAUUUAGUAUGGAAAAUGAAACUGACAUUUUUGUCCUUCUAUGCUCAAUAUCAUUAGCUAGCACAAAGUGAAGUUUUGUUCUAUAAAUAUUUCGAAUCCUGUUCUCUGUCUCUCUGUGGAGGAGGGUCACUACCUGUGUUAAUGACACACAUUGCUUAUGUAAAAGGAAGCAUCAUUCAGACUUUGUAAGCCAAUGAAAGGACUGAUUUCGGUCAGGGAUUAGUUUCCUGUUUUAUCCCGAAGUGACUAGAUCACCAAAGUAAACCUUUCUUUGGGUGCUAUAUUUGAAGAGAAACAUGCAUGAACUCGUUCUCUUGGAUUCUGACCCA